GUCGUCAUGGCGUACUUCACGUCGGCGCGGUGCAACCGUAACGCGCCCUACGUCGCUACCACGCUCAGUUGCAACUCCGCCAUCAUCCUCUUCUCCCUCGCCGCUUUAUUCGCGUCCUCCACUGCAGCAGACGUCGCUCCGUUCCAAGAUCCACUACACGUUCAGCUCGAUUCUACCACGGACACGCUUUUGACGCUUUCAACCGACCAGAUCGCUCUGGACAGCGCACAAUUUAAGACUCAAGUGCUCAAUACUGUCCCUGAUUUAGUCCCCGCUGACGUGAUAUGCGACAAGAUCCAGCAUUGCGACAAAAAAGGCGUGUGCGCCAUUGUCUGCAAGCACGGUAGUGUCCAGGUGGACCAGUGGCUACAAAAUGCUCUAAAACUGCAACGCCAACUCGCAUACCGUCGCAACUUUUGCGCUGCCUCGUUGCCUGGAACGCACAAUUCGGCCAUCAAUCUGGCCGACGGAUAUGGAGUGGAGGACCAUGUGUUUGAAGGCUAUCUACGCUACUUUUCGUGGUUUAAGAAAGGUAUGAAGGUGCACACGAACGACCAGUUAUUCUCGCUUACGGAUCAAUUGCACAUGGGCGUGAGAUUCAUUGAGUUGGAUGUGCAUUGGUUCGAUGGGGAUCUCCAUAUCGCCCAUUGUGGAGGCUUCAAGUCCAAGUUAUUGGACGGGAUGAUCGAAGUUUUCAAUGAAAUUGCAAAACUAUUGGGGACCGGCAUUGAGUGGGACUCUGAGACUAUUGGGUGUAAGCCCAGUUUGAGUAGUAUCCCGUCGAAAGAGCAGAGGCCGCUGAAGGAGGCGUUGAAGGAGCUGGCAACGUGGCUUCAUGCACCUGAGCAUAAGGACGAGUUCUUGAUGGUGUUCUUCGAUGACGAGACGAACCUCAUGAAGUGGAAAAAAGUCGGUAAACUACUGGACUAUUUGAAGGACUAUUUCCCAGAAGAAGAGAUUCUACGACCGAUCGAACUGGCAUACGACACCAAAUGGCCUACGAUUGAAGAGCUGCUUCGCGUUGGGAAACGUGUGGUGUUUAUGAGUGGUGUCGAUUAUUUUAGCGACGGAGAGGAGCUUCUGUUCGUAAAGGACACUGUAUGCAACUGGCAAGAGCCACCACUGCCACUUGCUCCAUUCCCAGCAUGCCGCUUCAACGAAUCCAAAACAAAUAUCGGGAUUUCGGACGAGAACUUCACCAUUUUCCGUCCAGAAACCAGCGAAAUCGAGUACGGUUUCCUCAAUGCAGACGGUCAAUUGGGCAUCAACAAGAACUUGCUGAACGAAGAAUCGCUGCCAGGCGUGGCACAAUGUGGCGUGAACUUGCCAUCACCCGACAACAUCACUCCCAAGCGCAUGGAGGCUACUAUUUGGGCUGUGUCUAAGGGACAAGAGCUCAAUCCGAAGCAGUGUGUAGCUCUCAUGCGUGAGUCGAAGACGUGGCAGAGCGUGGAGUGUGACACUGCGAACCUGGUGCCCGCAUGUGUUGACGUCAAGAACCCGCGUCAGUGGCAGCUUGGAAGUGCGUCGGUCGUUGAAGCCGACGCAGCCAUCGCCUGCGCCUCUCUUGCCUCUGCAUCGAUGACGUAUUCGGUCCCGGCGUCUGGGUAUGAGAACGGACUGCUGCAUGACCAGUUGGUGCAGAAUGCUGCUAGUUCGAUUGGUGGCGUCUGGUUGAACGCCAAAGCUGUUGUCUCGGAGGUCUACUCGACGACUGCUGUCCAUGAGACGAAAGUAACAUCCAUUGACGACAUUAUGUCGGUGGAGUAA
This is a messenger RNA of Phytophthora infestans T30-4, 1770 nucleotides long. RefSeq lists its product as uncharacterized. The transcript has 2 exons. The record is from RefSeq and is a predicted model, not a curated record. Bases 535 to 1770 code for a protein of 411 amino acids. Gene Ontology annotation, biological process: lipid metabolic process. NCBI's taxonomy places the organism in Eukaryota, Oomycota, Peronosporomycetes, Peronosporales, Peronosporaceae. Gene Ontology annotation, molecular function: phosphoric diester hydrolase activity.